UCACAUUCAUUUGUGCGUGAUGUCACGUUCCUGGAAUGAGACUUCACCCGUAAAGUAAGGUAGCGCAACAUUUCCUCCGAUAUCUGACAGUGACAUAUUUCGACCGCUGAUGCCGUAACAGUGCUAAAUGGAGUCAAAGAUUGCCGGCCGGAAAAAGGGGGUGGCGGCUAAUCGCACACAUUUGGCUGCGCGGAGGUUCAAUUAUCUGCCAGUGUUGGGCCGCAGUGGACAAACCGCAGGUGGGCCUCGCGCGACCGAGCGACGAUUGCCUUUUCAAUGUAACGAAUUUUAUUUACACUUAAACUCAAACUCACUGUAUCAUUGAGUCACGCAUUACAUUGCGCGUGACAUUUACGUUGAGGCAGAAGAAUAAUAUCCCCAGUCACUCACAACCAAAAGCUUGUUGCUGCGACCGGACACUUGUGGCGACAACCAACACCAGCUAGGUUGGAGAGGCAACUGACCCUGACCUACACUCUGUCUGUCGGCGGCAACGUGAGGUCGUGGCCCGUCACGAGCAGGAACCUCUUCGUACUCGUGGCCCUGGACUGCGCCGCCCUCGCCAACGUGACUCUCCAUGCACGGGAUGUCGUCGUCAUGGUGUCACUACGGACACAGAAGGCAUUUUCUAUACACGCUGGCCAAGCACUUGAACUUUACCCCCGAGGUGGCCCUUCCUUCUGACGGCCAGAUGUACGGGAAUCCAGUGGACUUCCCCGUCUUCGGGGGCCUGCUGGGCGACGUCUACAGCAACCGCAGUGACCUCUCUCUCGUGUUUACUGCCAGUGACUUAAAGUUGCCGUACCACAGCCGGCCGCCCACCGCGCAGACCACGUGCACCACGUGGUGCCUGCCCACGGGGUACCGCCAGUCCUCGGUGUGGCGGCCCGUGGUCGGGGAGUUCACGGUGCACACCUGGGCCGCGGUGCUGCUCUCCUACCUGGCUGCUGCGCUGUCCUACCGGGUGCUGUGCAAGACCGACUGCCUGGCCGAGAGCAUGCUGGCCGCCCUGCAAGGCCUCGUCAGCUCCCUGCACACCGUGCCCUCGGACUGGGCGUCCAGGCCGUUCGUGUUCUCCUGGUCUUUCUCGGGGUUGGUGCUCGCCACGUUGUACAUGGCCGCUCUCCAUGGCAUAAACUCGUCCGAAACACGGGACACCUUCUUCAGGACGUUGACCGAAGUUGCCGAUUCAAAGCUCCCCAUGUACGCGUCUUCGGAUCACCUUCGGAACUUUCGGAAGGCUCAGUUUGACACGGCUGGGGAGCAGGCCAUAAUGGAACGCGUGAUCACAUUCGAUUACAACAAAGCUCUGCCGAUGUUUCACAAGUUUUUCACAAAACCUGACUUUGGCAUCUUGAAUGACCGCAAUGCGUGCCAUGGGUUCGCCAAGCUCUUUACGCCGCCCAGAAAGGCACCACGCUUCCACGUAGUCCGUAACUACUGUCUCUCCGUCAGCAUGACCAAUAACUUGAUACUUCGUCAAAAUUCGCCUCUGUUGCGGCCACUCAGCGUCGCGACCAGCAGGCUGGACGAGGCCGGCUUGACCAAAUACUGGUUUGACAUCAAGACUUUUGCUAUGGAGCGCUCGCCAGACCCAGUCAUGCGUAUGCGCCAGCUGCGGCCGUUCCUCCGCGUCCUGGGCAUCGGCCUUGCCGCAGCCAUCGUCACCUUCCUCCUGGAAGUGCUAGUGGCCGGCGUGCUCAAGUGCUGGGACAGAGGCUGCACUGUGCGACGGGAGGGCCAAGCAACCGAAGGGGUUGUUGACGAGACUGUUGAGAAAUGAGCAAUCUCGCCCUGGUGUGAUCUCCGCCUUGUAUCACUUGGAAUCUCUGCCUGGUAGUGCAGGUUACUGUCCAGUGUCUUCGUCCGUUUCCGGGACGCUCUCUGUGUGUGUACCUUGUGUGAGAAGGACGUAUUAAAUCUUGAUCCCAAAGUU
Molecule: messenger RNA, 1936 nt
Organism: Thrips palmi
Lineage: Eukaryota; Metazoa; Arthropoda; Insecta; Thysanoptera; Thripidae
Exons: 9
Coding region: 578-1783 (401 amino acids)
Source: RefSeq, a predicted model, not a curated record